Drosophila serrata is the source of this 980-nucleotide messenger RNA. RefSeq lists its product as uncharacterized. The record is from RefSeq and is a predicted model, not a curated record. NCBI's taxonomy places the organism in Eukaryota, Metazoa, Arthropoda, Insecta, Diptera, Drosophilidae.
ACACAAACUAAGCUGCACUAAUUUCAAUCAGAAAUAGUGGUUCGGCAAGAUGCAGCAUCGCAGCUUGUCUAAACAAAAGCGGUCUCAUCAAGAGCCCAGAUAUCAUAAUGCAUUCAUCACUCGCGAUCAGCGGAGCCCGACCGCGUCGGCUUUUUGGUGGUGACGACGAUGACGACGAGCGCUUUGAUUGGAACGCCCCUUGAUGCGACGCGCAUAUCAAUUAAUUACCUGCGACGACUGUUACAUUUGGCUGGGCCGCGGUGGACACCGCUUUAUGCGGGAUUGGGCAACCCAUCAGUCAGGGGAUAUUACAACAGAAUACCUGCGGACCGAUUGCAAAUCGCUGGGCAGCCGGACGCACUGCAGUUGUUGGCCGAAUUUAUUCAAAUCAGUUUGAUUCCGCGUGAGGAAGCGUAUAGGUGUCGUCUCUGCUCCGAUCAUCGUCCACUUGCAAUGUGCAAAUACGUCUUAAUUGCUGCACUGGCCGUAAUGGUAAGCGGGCGUUCAAUUAAUCACUAAUCACCGAAUUAACAUUGCCCUUGGCUGCACCACAUAAAACACAGGGCUCCAUGGACUGCGUGCUGGCCACGCUUCACCACCUGCCCGGGGCCUUUGACUUUGACUUCUCCAACGUGGAUCUGGUGAACUUCCAGUACUUUAAGAACCUGCCUUCCCAGUAUCCCCGUACUGCAGCCACCGCGAAUCCGUUCCUAGAGCACUUUCAGAAGAAGAAGGCAGUGCUGGACUAUCUGGACCGCUUGUUCUUUGGGAAUUCGCCUUUCCAGCAGCCCAGCGAGAUUCCCUUUGAUCCGCACUUUGGUCGCGCCUGGCGGCCGGUCUACGAACGGAAGUUUGGUCAUCGUGGUGAGCGCCUCAUCGCAGCCCUGGGCUCUGGUUACUCCAUCCGCCAGCUGCGACACUUUGGAGCCAUUCCGCAGGAGUUUGGCACGGCUCACUAUCCCAGCUGAGGCGGGGGAUUG